Molecule: messenger RNA, 4188 nt
Organism: Sarcophilus harrisii (Tasmanian devil)
Lineage: Eukaryota; Metazoa; Chordata; Mammalia; Dasyuromorphia; Dasyuridae
Gene: WDTC1
Product: WD and tetratricopeptide repeats 1
Exons: 16
Coding region: 386-2458 (690 amino acids)
Biological process (GO): negative regulation of fatty acid biosynthetic process
Cellular component (GO): Cul4-RING E3 ubiquitin ligase complex; cytoplasm
Molecular function (GO): protein binding
Source: RefSeq, a predicted model, not a curated record
GAGGGGAGUGCGUGUGUGUGAGGGGUGAGGGCGGGCGGCUCGCGUGUGUGUGUGCGCGCGUGGGUGCGUGUGAGAGGCUGAGGGAGACGGACGGUGGGAGUGGGUGCUGGGCCGGGGGCCCGCAGCCCCAGCCGGGCUGGCCGCGGGGAGCAUGGGAAGGGCUUAACGCGGCGGACCGGCCGAGCGAGCGGGCGACGGGCGGGCGGGCGGACGGACGGACGGGACCACGGGCUGCCCGCUGCCGCCGGACGGGGCCGGCCGGGCCGCUGCCCCCCGCCGCGCCGACAUGGGAUCCUGAAGUUGCACCGGCCGCUCGCUGCUCUGCCCCGGGACCAGGCCUGACAGGUUAUUACAUGUGUGCUCCCUGGUCCUGGGCUUGGCUGGAAUGCUCGGGGGUACAGAAGAUCCUUCUAGAACCUCCCUUUUCCUACCCCAUUUUGAGAAGAUGGCAAAAGUCAACAUAACUAGAGACCUCAUUCGUAGGCAGAUAAAGGAGCGGGGUGCAUUGAGCUUUGAGCGGCAUUAUCAUGUCACGGACCCAUUCAUCCGGCGGCUGGGCCUAGAAGCUGAACUCCAGGGUCACUCAGGAUGUGUAAACUGCCUGGAAUGGAAUGAGAAAGGAGACUUGCUAGCCUCUGGCUCUGAUGACCAGCACACCAUCGUGUGGGAUCCCUUGCACCACAAGAAGCUCCUCUCCAUGCACACAGGGCACACAGCUAACAUCUUUUCUGUCAAGUUUCUGCCUCAUGCUGGGGACCGGAUCUUGAUCACGGGAGCAGCUGAUUCUAAAGUGCACGUGCACGACCUGACUGUGAAAGAGACGAUCCAUAUGUUUGGAGACCACACAAACCGAGUGAAGCGCAUCGCCACAGCCCCGAUGUGGCCCAACACAUUCUGGAGCGCGGCCGAGGAUGGGCUCAUCCGUCAGUAUGACCUUCGAGAGAAUAGUAAACACUCAGAGGUGCUGAUCGACCUGACUGAGUAUUGUGGCCAGCUGGUGGAGGCCAAAUGCCUCACAGUCAACCCCCAAGACAACAACUGCCUGGCAGUAGGAGCCAGUGGACCCUUUGUGCGACUCUAUGAUAUCCGAAUGAUCCAUAAUCACAGAAAAAGCAUGAAACAAGGCCCCUCCGCUGGUGUGCACACGUUCUGUGACCGACGGAAGCCGCUCCCCGAUGGUGCUGCCCAGUACUAUGUAGCAGGGCACUUACCAGUGAAGCUGCCAGACUAUAAUAACCGCCUUCGUGUGCUGGUUGCUACCUACGUCACCUUCAGUCCCAAUGGCACCGAACUGUUGGUCAACAUGGGAGGGGAACAGGUUUAUUUGUUUGACCUGACAUACAAGCAGCGACCAUAUACCUUUCUCCUGCCAAGGAAAUGUCAUUCAUCAGCAGAGGUCCAGAAUGGCAAGAUGUCCACCAAUGGCAUGUCCAACGGGCUCCACCUGCACAGCAACGGUUUUCGAUUGUCGGAGGGCAGAGCACAUGUUAGUCCCCAAGCCGAGCUGCCUCCAUCCCUAGAGCGAGUAAAGCAGCAGGCCAAUGAGGCCUUUGCCUGUCAGCAAUGGACUCAGGCCAUCCAGCUCUACAGCAAAGCUGUGCAGAAGGCCCCCCACAAUGCCAUGCUCUACGGGAACCGAGCCGCUGCCUACAUGAAGCGCAAGUGGGAUGGGGACCACUACGAUGCCCUAAGGGAUUGCCUCCGAGCCAUCUCCCUGAACCCAUGCCACUUGAAGGCCCAUUUCCGCCUAGCCCGUUGCCUCUUCGAGCUCAAGUACGUGGCUGAGGCCCUGGAGUGUUUGGAUGACUUCAAAGGGAAGUUCCCAGAGCAGGCCCACAGCAGUGCCUGUGACGCUCUGGGCCGAGACAUCACAGCAGCUCUCUUCUCCAAGAGUGAUAGUGAGGAGAAGAAGGGGGGCGGCCCCGUACGCCUGAGGAGCACCAGCCGGAAGGACUCCAUCUCAGAGGACGAGAUGGUGCUCCGGGAGCGCAGCUACGACUACCAGUUCCGGUACUGUGGGCACUGCAACACCACCACCGACAUCAAGGAAGCAAACUUCUUCGGCAGCAACGCACAAUACAUCGUCAGUGGCUCGGACGAUGGCUCCUUCUUCAUCUGGGAGAAAGAGACCACCAACCUGGUGCGCGUGCUGCAGGGGGAUGAGUCCAUCGUCAAUUGCCUGCAGCCCCACCCCAGCUACUGCUUCCUGGCCACCAGCGGCAUCGACCCCGUCGUGAGGCUCUGGAAUCCUCGGCCCGAGAGUGAAGACCUCACUGGCCGAGUGGUGGAGGACAUGGAGGGGGCUUCUCAGGCCAAUCAGCGCCGCAUGAAUGCCGACCCGCUGGAGGUGAUGCUGCUCAACAUGGGCUAUCGGAUCACAGGCCUGAGCAGCGGAGGCGCCGGGGCUUCUGAUGACGAGGACAGCUCGGAGGGGCAGGUCCAGUGCCGGCCCAGCUAAGGCUCAGCCCACACCUCCUGUCUCCUCAUAGACGAGGAGAGGAGGAAGAGGAGGAGGAGGGGUUUAGUUUUGGUUUUUCUUUUUGUUUUUGGGUUUUUUUAUUCCCCUCCAGACCCCCUCCCCCGUUUUGUUUGUUUGUUUGGGGGUGGCGGGUGGGGGACGGUACAGCUCCUUGGCUUCCAGACUCUCGGGGGUGAUGGCCCCAGACCCAGAGCAGAAGCUUCUCCCAGCAGUCUCCCUCCUCCUGCCCCUAACUGCAAGUCCUCUGAAAUCAGGCUGCUGGGAAAGGGGCUUAGGCAUGUGUGAGGGCAAGAACAGAGCCCCCAUUCCUGGAGCCCCUCGGUGACUACAGAGGGGGUUAUGGGGGGGAAGGGGGAAUCCCGGGCUGCAGGUGCCCUUAGCUGUGCUGAGCACCUAUCCCCGAGUCUCUGGAGAACUGGCCUGCCUCCCUGAGUCCUCCGGGGCAGUUGGGACAAGGCCUUUGCAGAGCCCGGCAUCCGCUCGGUGUUCCUGCCGCUUCUUUCGCGGAGGGAGGGUCCCGAGUGUGCGAGCAGAUGGAGGGAAAGCAGACCCCCCCCCCCCCCCCCCGACUAGACUGCAGAGGCCGGCCCAGCCUGGUAGAAGGGGGCUCUGUGGCCUUCCCGGGUGUCUGGCCCUCCAUGCUCUGUUAGCAGUCUCAAAUAACUCAUCCCCUUGAUCUUCCUGGGAAAGUGGUUGGGGCCUAGAGCCACUGGCCCUGGCAGAGAAUAGCCUUUCACUACGCUAAUGCCCCCUCUCCAACUCUGCUUGGACUCACUGUGACCUCUGCCCCGGAGCCUCCGCCCCGCCACCGCCCCGUCUCUUCCAGCAUCAAGGCCAAGCAUAACGAGGGCCUGCCCCGGCCGGGGAGCUCUCCCCAACCCCGUUCUGUCCAUUUUAUGUUCCCUCUUGUGCCGAGCCUCUGGACACCAAGGAUGGGAUGGCUUUUCUGUCUCCUGCUCUGUAGGGGCCUCCUCACCCUGUAUGGACAUCUGCACCGGCUGGUGGAGGCAGGGGCUCAUUCACCCUCCCCCACAUCCUUCUCUACCUGUAGAGGGCCACCCGGCCCAGACUCCCCCCUCCCCCCUCCAAGCUAAGGACACUUGGGAAAGGUAGAUGCCAUUCUCUCCACCUUCCGGUCAGAAGGGGACUCCUCUGAGCACUUCCCUGCCUCUGCUGGGUAUCCAGGCUGGGAUCAUUUUAAAAUCCAAUUCAUUGUUUUAAAAGCAAAAUUGGGGGAGGGAAGAUGGACACUGAAGGUAUCGGGGCAUCUUUCUGCUGCUUCACUCCCAGCAAGGCAGGGGCGGCUUUUCCCCAACUUCUUUCCCUCACCAUCCCCCUCUUUCCUCCAUCCUGCCCUCGCUUGGUAAUGAAGUAUAUUUAUUGGUGAAGGAGACAGCUGCUGCUGGGACUCCCUCUCCCCUCUGUGUUCCCUCACUUCUCUAGCCCAGAGAGUGAGAGGGGGGCAAGCAGGACCCCCUGGGGAGGGGAGGGAAGGCCUGGCAUAGCCCCUUAGCUUUCCUGCCUCUUAAGACCACACUCACUCUGCUCCAGCCCAGGGCCCCUUCCCCCACAGUGUGGAAGAAACACAAAAGCCUUACUGUCCACUUGGGCAGGAGCAGAAUAUUUUUGUUCCUCUGCCCCCCCCUCCCUCCCCACCCCCAGCAGAGUGAGGGUGAUGAUGCAAUUGAUUAAAAACAUUUUGUUCUAGG